CAAGCCCGGGUCGAGCAAUGAGACGCCGUCAGAGCGGCGUCGCGACGCGAGCGUUCGCCUCCGUCGGCGGCACACUAGGUACACAAUACUAGCUCGUACUCAGACGAGUCCGAGCGUGCGGUCAAUCCGGUCACUGGCCGCGAUCCAAACAGAACCAACUAAACCGAUUGACUAGUGACUUUAACGAUUGGCCAGAUCUCGCGCUUACUUUAUCGCGACUUAUAUUAUUUUUAAAAACAAUAACAAUUAUUAUUAUAUAUUUAUUACUAAAUAUUUUAUUUCUCUCAUUCAAAGAAGAUAAUUGCGCGCCAAUUUACACGUGCGAAGCUCCAAUUAAGAAGAUUUAUUAUUUUAUCUGCCGCAACAUUUUACCGUAAAAAUAUUCAUCCUAAAGACGUUGGAUAACAUUCAUCGUUCAGAGUAACAGGUGCACGUGACAGCUGAAGAAACUAGAGGAAGUGGUUGAUAAAAAAUAAGCUCCGGGAAAAGAAAUAGGGAAACUUAGUUGGAAGUUUAAUCUCGUGAUGCGGUGAUGGCUCUGUUGUACAGAUUCGCGCAGCUACCAGAUCGCGGUGGCACGCGGGUCUUCUCUUUUGUGGUAACCCGAAGCGUUGUACGGGAUCCUGAGAGAGACGUCACCAGCAAAGAACUCGUUUGUGGAUUUCAAAGAUGGGCAGUUGCUUUUUCUCGCGGAGACAAGGUAUUGGGAGUAUAUUUAGUUUGGCGUGGAGCAGCUCCAGGUCUUCGUGUUUACGUUGACUUCACAUUUACGCUGCUAAAUCGGGAACAUUUUUCCGUCAACGAGGGUUUCUCUGGGAAACGAGUUAAGUUUACAUACGAUGCACCGGCUCAAGGCAACAGAAAUUACAUACCCGUAUCGGAUUUGUACAGCAGAAACUUUGCCGACCCAAAUGGAGAGUUUCAGUUGGAACUAUCGAUGGCAAACGUUAGGACGGUGUUUUCAGCAGAAGUACGACUUCCCACUGGAAUGUUUACUGCAGGUCAAUCGAAGUCAAAUAAAUUGGAGACAAGUUAUUUUACAUUCGGUGGAUUCGAUUGGAACUUGGCUAUUUAUCCGCAAGGCAACAAGGAAGACGAGCCACGUUCUGAAGGUAAAUUGAGUGUCUAUCUAAUACGGCUGACGGGUUUCGACCAUCGCUGCCGUGUGCGAUACAGCCUGGUGCUGGGAGAGGGUGAGAGAAGAAUUGAGUCAGGUCAAAUUGAUGAUCUGUCAGAUGCAGAGGGUAGAGGCUACGGUUGGCAUACUCGAGUACGUUGGUCGGAUAUCGCUCACAAGGGUACGCUGCGUGUGUCUUUGGAAAUGAUUGAGGCACGUACAUUUUCCGAGGUCGCGGUUCAAGCACUCGGACCAACAAUGUUGCCCGCAGCGCCUUGUUAUGACCGUGACAAGCAGGCUUGGACAGUGCGCGCUGAUUUACACUCAGACACUGUUAGAUUUCAUUUGGUCUACAAAGACAUACAUAACGUGCCGCGUAAUCAUUUGAGGUACAUCAGUUGGUCUGCGUAUUUGAUACGAGGCGAUGAGCCGGACAUCGAGACGAUUUUACUACCCGGAGCUCCAUUCAGUCGAUACUAUCCUCAAGAACCAGCUGACGAAGGUAUCAUAAUGGAAACAAGUCUCGGUGUCAAUGAAGUUAACGACGACCACUGUCCCUUCCUAUCGGACAAGGGUCAACUGAGGGUCAGACUCGAGUGGAAUGAAAGUCAUCUACUAUUCCAAGCUACUUACCACAAAUACGACGAUGUCUGCCGUGUACAUAACCAACAGAUGAGACGUGAAAUAGCCGCGCUUCAAGCCGAGAAUUACAGUCUCGAACGUCAAUUGUUUAGCUACCAGAAGAGUCUCGCUUACGCUCAAGCACAACAACAGCAAGCGGUCCAAGGAGUUCCACCGCCGACCAGCCAACAUUCACCGCAUGCUGGUGCUUUGGAAAGAUCCGCCUCAACGGACACCGAAUACGCCUGACAAGUGCUACCGGAAGUCAAUCGAUCCGGGGAGCAUUUCAGCCCAGCAAGACGCAGUGCUCAUCAGCUGCCAGUUAUACAGGAAAACGACCAGAGAUUGCACCAGAAUCUUGUUAAUUUAAUGGACCGUCGGCUGAGUAAUGUCCAAAUUCAGCAACAGAUGCGACGUGACUCGGACUCAAGAUCCCGUUGUCGUGACAACGGAUACAGUCCGCCGCGUGUACAGAGGGAUCCACGACAAGGACGUGGUGUUGUCAAGCAGCAGCCACGAUCACGAUCCAGCUGCGCUGAACCUGUAGACAAUACUAACAAUAGUUGUAGUAAUAAUAAUAAUCAUAAUAUUAAUAAUAACAAUAACAACAGCUACAACUGUAGGGGAUACUCACGAAACUUUCCAGGAUUCACGGAUUCAUACUGGCGUGGUCAGGCUGCUAAUCAAAAGAGACGUCGGCCAACUUUGUGGGAAACUCUUGCUGGGCUCGUGUGCUCUCUCGGGGCUUUGGCCUCCAGGGCAGCCAAAAUGGCCGCACGUAGGAGUGACAUGCUUUGAGAAUUGAAUAGACAAGUUGAUUGUCGUCAAUCGGAAUGUUGGAAAACAUUUUUUUUUCCUUUUCAAAUAGUAGACACACUAAUGAGGUCAAAAAAAUUUCAAUGAUAACAAUAAUAAUAAUAAUAAUAAUAAUAAUAAUAAUAAUAACAACCAUAAUAAUAAGAUUGACAUUCCGAUUACACUUCUAUCUACUUGUCAAUUUCUCUCGACAACAAAAUAAUAAAUUUAAUUUAUAUAUUUUUCUUCUGAUAUAAAAAUAUAUAUAACAAAAGACUUUUUUCACUUAUCUACGUAUAAACGGUCGUUUAAAUUAUAUCUUAUGAUCGAUUGACAAUUAUAAUUAGAAUUCAUUCUUACUAUAGGUAUGCAAUGAAUAACAAUCGUAAUUAAAUAAUAAUAAUAAUAAUAAUAAUUAAGAAAUUUAAAAGAGGAAUUUACAGUAAAGGUGUUUUAGAGUGAAUACAAACGCUACCAAUCCAUGGAUGCAGUAUAAAAAUGUAAACAACUUUUUUUUUUUUUAUUGAACAUUUGCAGAUAUUUAUUAAAAUUUUUUCAACGCCAUCGAUAACUCGGAGUAGAUUAAACUCAAAUUUUUAUCGCUGGCAGUAGAUCGAUCAGACACUCAGACACUCACCAUAUGACAUUAUAAUUUACUGUCAAUUUUUCGACAGCUGUAAAUUUACGUUUUGCGUCAACAAUCUGACAAAUUGUUAUUUUCGUGUAAAAUUCUCUCAGUACACAACAAAUUCAUCAAACUUUUUAUUUUUACAAUCGAUUUACUUUUCCCAUACGUGACGGAAAUUAACCGGAAAUAUAUUUCCAUCUUUUCGUUCUCAUAAUCAUUUUUAAUCGACAAAUUUAUGUCGAAUAAAAAAAUUUUCAUCAAUUAGCAGCCAAUUUAUUUAUUCGUCAGCAUGAAUUCGUCCAUUAAAUUCAUUAACGUUUAUUUUAAACACUUAAAAUAAUUACUGUGCAUUUAAAUUAUGGUAGCAGAUAAUUUUAAAAAUAAUUUAAUAACUAGUGUUUAAACACAAUCAUAAGCAGCGUCAUAAGUAUCAAAAAACUCUCAUGUAGUAAUUUAGCAGAGAGUCUGUAUACUUUGUACAUAUCUACUAAUAAAUAAUCUUCACUGCGGUCGCGGUGUCUUCGUGAUUACGUAGACUUGUGUAUACGUGACGCCAGGAGCAUGCAAUUAAUUAAUAAUCCAAUUAAUCCUAAAGUUCCGAGAGCUUGAGGAUCUAUCGUUUUGUCAUCACCCACUGAACAGCACUAGUACAGUCGACGCAAGCUCUCUACGUAAACACGAAAAAUCGUUAUGCAUUAACAAAAAAAUAAUAAUAAUAAUACAAAUCUGUACCUACAAUUAUCAAUUAAUAAUUAUAUAUUAAUAUACAUAUACAUAUUAUAGACUAUAUAAUAUAUUAUAUAAAUAUAUCGAUCUCUAGUGGAUACAAAUAAAAAAAAAUAAUUAAUUAACUCUAAAAUAAAAAAUAUAUCAAGCGUAUGCACAUAUUGCGCACUCCCUGCUUGAACAAUUUUCACGAGUCUGCUACAAAUAUAUAUAUAUAUAAAUAUAUAUAAAUAUAUACGUGUGUACAUGUUGUAAACUAAUCUCUCAUAUGUCGAUAUUUACAAAGCUUCUCCACACAAACUACAUAAACUCCACAAACGUACAAAAGAAUAAUUAUAAUCCGUAUCAUGAGCGAGUAUAAAUUCAUUACUUUAAACUCUCACUAUUUAUUAAAACUGGAAAAUCUCUUUUAAUAUAUUAAUGCACAAUACUUAUGUAUAUUUUUAAAUUUUAAAUUAAAUAUUUUAAAAGUAACUUACUCGAUUUAAUAAAAUGUAACUUUGUUUUAUUUUAAUUACUCGCAGGGAAAGUUUUAGUAAAAAUUACCUAAAGAGUAUGAUACUGUGAAGACGUGUGGUAAAUAUAAAAAUUUUUUCCAUGCACAUUGUAAAAUUUAGUACUCGAUAGCAUGUAAAGGAACUGCAAUUUCGGGGAUUCUACGGUUUCCGUGGCGCCGCUAAAUGACCUUGAAUUCCCGUAGAACUUGACGAAAUAAGACUUUCUUAAAGGAUAAAAUUUUUCGAUAUCUCGGUUAGUUUUUGAGAAAAAUGCGAUUUUUUUAAAAAAGUGAAAUAUUUCAUAGAUUUAAUAUCUAGCAUUUUUUUGUAUUUUUUUCCGGGAAGUGCAUUUGAAGACGAAAAUUUUGAAAAAAAAAAACGUCUGAAUUAGUCCAUUUUUGAAGAAGUUAUAGCUAUUUGAAACAAAGUCUUAUUUCCUCGAAUUCUACAAGAAUUCGCGAUCAUUUGGUGGCGCCACCGAAACCGCAGGACUUUCCGCGAUUUCUAUUAACCUUUCGUUCUCGCGUCCACUCGCCUGACGAUUUUCAUCGCGCGGCGAGUACUGUGCCGCCCAUGCUAAAGGAAAUGCGACGUUGCCAAAUUAUAAUGCUGUAAUGAAUUAUUUCUUACAGUAACAACAGUAAGUUUGGCAACGUGGUCACAAAAAUUGAAUCGACGAUUAAACUCGCAUAAUGAGCACUGUGCCGCUUUUUCACAUUCUUGUAAUACAUAAAUAUACUUUUUUUAUAUUUAAAAUAUAUAUUUAUCAAUUAUAAUCAUAUUUAACAAAAAUGUAGAUUUCAAAAAGAGAAUUGGUUAAGUAUAAAGUCACAAAUAUCCAUACAGUAAUUUUUAUUGCAAUUUUAGUCAAAACGGCGGCGUCACGCUCAUAGCGCGAGUAACGAAAGGUUAACAACAUAGUCAAAAUUUUGUUACUGGCUAUAUAUCCUUACAGUAGCAAACUUGGGUAAUUUUUACUCAAAAAUUAUCUGCAUGUAUAUACCGGCAAAAGAUCGGUAUGAAAUAAAAUUAAUAAGUUGGCCAGUAUUUUUUUUUUUUUGCAUUAAGACAAUCGCACAUAUUUUUUAGUCCUUUUUGCAUUAUAGUAAUUAUUCACAAAAGCUGUAAUAAUGCAGAGAGCACUGUUUCUAUUUUAAUGAAAAGAAUAAUACAUAAUUAAAUAGAAAAAAAAAUAUAUGAGCCCGGGCCUUCAUAUAUAUCUUGUAGCAGUACAAAGCUUCGAUACAAUAUCUUAUAAAAAAAAUUUAUAAUCCAGUCACUUUGAAUACUCUUAUAUAUUAAUAAUAAUAAUAAUGAUAAUAAUAAUAGUAAUAACAAUGAAUAGAUGUAUAAUAUCAUCGUUAGUUUAUAACGGAGCCAAUGAGCUUUGCUAUUAAUUAUAUGCAUAUACAUAUAUAUAUUUCUGUAUACAUAAAACUUAAAUUUAUUCUAUAACGAGGACUUGUGCUCAUUACCCAGUGAGCUUUCCAAGUUUCCAGCCUUCACUUCAAUAUGAAAACUGAUUAAGUAUGAAGGAUACUAUAUAAUGACAUAUACAUUACUCUCUCACUUUCUUUCUCUUUUACAUGUUCAUUCAUCAUUAUCAUUAUUAAUAUACUUCAAACUUCAUUAUCUAUUGUUAGAAAUAUUUUAUCUGCAAGGCGCAGACACAAAUGAAAGCAAGACGCUUUGUUUUGUUUAUAAAUAAUUUGCUACGAAAUUAUUACUUUUAGAAAUAAAUUUCAUAUAUUCUAUAUACUGUCACUCUAUUAUUAUUAUUAUUUUUAGUUAUUAAAAAAUAAUCAGGGGUGUGCGAAUAUCGUUCGAAUCGAAUAUUAAUAGUCGAUUCGAAAUUCGAAUCAAAUAAUUAGAAAAAUUUCGAAUAAUUCGGAAACUUAAACAUUCCAAAAUCACUUCUGUAAAUAUAAUUAAGAGUUACUUUGAAUUUUUUUUGGUAAACUUUUUCAAAAAUCAAUUGUUAGUUGAAAAAUAUUAAUGACGUUUGUUUUAUGAUAAAAACUAUUAAAAAAUUUUUUUCUUCUUUUGUAUCCAAUAAACAUGUAAAAUAUAAUUUUUCUUCAUGUAAAUUACUUAAAAAAAAAUUCAACUUAAUCAAAUUCGUUUAAAAUCCGGAAUUUUUUUUUCCUUUUUUCAGGGAGUACCCCACUUUGCCCGCAGAAAUGAAAAAAUUUUUUUUUUCAACGGUAACUUAAAAUUUCUUCUAUUUACUUUGAAUAUCAUUAAAAAAAAAAGAUUUAGCGUAUUUGAGUCCUCGAAAACUUGGUAUUUCCUUAAGUACCCCCUUUUGCCCCUCCCUCCCCUAUACAUUUUGAUUAAAAAUCAAUUACCCGGAGAAAACAAUUGUUCAAUUUCAAUGUAUGUUCAUCUCUGUCAGUAACAUAAAAAAUCUAGAUACUAAUAUUGGCAAGAGAUCUUUUCAAUUCAUUUUGGUUUUUAUAAUUAUUAAUUUCCGUUUGAACAAAAAUUUGUAGCAAAUUUUCAUACUAAUUUUUCUAUUCGUGUAACUAUAUUUCAUGGUUUAAAUAAAAUAUAUAUUAAUUGUUAAUUUCAUAUUUAAAUAUCGAACAUAACAAACUCUGAAUUCAAAAUACUCUAAAAUUUGCGAAUAAUAUAAUAAUUCGAAUUAUUCGAGUCGAGUUUUGAAUCAAAUAUUAAUUCAUAAGUUCGAAUUAUUCGUACACCUCUAAAAAUAAUUAAAAAAUUAAAUAACGUUCUGUAAAACUUGUAGCAGUUUUUUUAUUUUUUCUAGACAAUUGAAAUUUAUUAAAAAAAAAAUUAAAUUUUUUUAUUAUUUAAAUUGUGAUACAAGAGGAAGUGAGUGAAAGAGAUAAAUAAUUUUUUUUCAUCGUUAUUUAUUUAGUUUUUUUUAAUUCUAAUUAUCGAUCGACAGGAAUUCAAUGCUGGCGUUCACUCAUUCACGCUUUUUACGUCCGAUUAUCAAUACAUAUUUACUGUUCCUCUGCGUAAUAAAAUGAAUACAUAGUAAAUAAAUAAAUAAAAAAAAUUGUAAACAUAUUUUUUGUAAUGAAUAUAAAAAAUAAAAUGGUAUAUGAUUGACGGUAUUAUAUUUUACUUGAAAAAUAUCAGCGCAAAGUUCAUGUUAUUUUAAAAAACACUGGCCAAACGCGUUGGGAUUGUCAAUUUAACAAAUGAAAUGAAACAAAUAAAUAUUAUUACUUACUACUAUUAUUAUAUAUAAAUGAAUAUAUAUUAUAUUAUAUUAUAUUAUAUUAUAUUAAAAAUAAAUGAUUAUAUUAUGAUGGGAUAUGUCUUUAAUAUCUACUCAUUUAUAACAGGGUAUACGUAAUUUUAAUUUCACCACUAAAUUUUUAAAUUCAUUUUCUCAAGAGCACUAAAGAAAUAUAUACAUGUAUACUUUAAAAAUAUGGAUAUAUUUCUCGUUAGUAUAAAUUACAAGGAAAUUAUUAUAGAGAAAGAGAGAGAGUUUUAAACGAAAUCGAUAAUCCUAAAGAGGAAGUGAAGAGUUAACAUAUUAUUAAACUAUUUAAUUAUUAAAUUCUAUUUAAAAAAAUAAUAUUGUGGGUUAUAAAUAUAUAUAUAUAUUAUAAAAUAGAAAUAAUAAUUGUUAGAUAUAUGUUUAUAUUUAAUUACUGAUUAUAAUUAAAAUUAUUAUUAUUUUUUUCUAGCCUAGUUUUCACAAUUACGAAUUUUAUUUAUAUGAUUAUUCACACAAUAAAAAAAAACUUGAUAUAUUAAAAAAUAAAUAUUAAAAAAAAUAUUUUGAAAAAUUUCACGUAUAGUUAAUUAAAUUUUCUACAUGUGCAUUUUUUUAGAAAUAUUCUUUUUUUAUUAUUUAUCUGUAAAAAAAAAUUUAUUUAAAUUUAAAAUGUCUGCUAACUUUACUGUCAUAUU
This is a messenger RNA of Microplitis mediator, 8278 nucleotides long. RefSeq lists its product as uncharacterized. Lineage: Eukaryota; Metazoa; Arthropoda; Insecta; Hymenoptera; Braconidae. The record is from RefSeq and is a predicted model, not a curated record. The transcript is spliced from 3 exons. Bases 533 to 1987 code for a protein of 484 amino acids. Gene Ontology annotation, molecular function: protein binding.